CGGCCAUAGCAUUUGGGUUGAAUGCAAACGGAGCCAGAGGAAAAGCAAGAGGGGAUCAAUUUAGAGUUACAAUUCAUCGGGUAAGCAACCUUCAAACUAAUCACUCGAUUGGUAAUUAAAUGCAUGGACUCAGACGACCACUACACUAGUUCAUUAGGAAGUAUGCAUGUGCAUGAGCAAUUGUGUAUAAACCUGGUUUGUUGUUUGCAUUUCAAAUGCAUGUCAGACAGACCCAUACCUUCCCCUCCUUUGUUCGCUUGCGCCGCUUUUGAUGCGGGGUUUGUGUAUACGGGUGCAACAUGGCUGACAUUGAGGUACCAUACCUGCUCAGUUAAAAUCCAGUCAAUCCGCCUAUUUGACAAUCAAGCGAAUCGGUGCUUUAGGAUGUACAUGUAUGCAACGUCAUUUAUUCAUUGUAAACAAAAUGACAAUCCUAUACAUUCUUGGGUCACUCCAGAGAUUCUUGAGUAGUUUUACUUAGCUUGAAUUGCUUGCCAUUUCUGUUAAAUAAAAGUAUACAACAGUUAGUUCGAGGCAAUGAGACAGAAACGUUAUUUCAAUGUUACCUGUAGGUAAAUCAUGUUUGAAAAAACAUGUCUGAAGGGGGCGGGUCUAAUCCUAGUCUACUAAAAAGUAAUUUGUUAUCUGGAUUCUUUUUUUCUUUUUUUGGUGGGGGGGGGGGGGGGGGGGUGUAAAUCCCUAUUGUUUAUACAUUUUAAGGAAAGACAGCCUAUGUUGUCUAUUUUCAUAAGUAUACAUUAUUCUAUUACACCUAACGUUGUAGAAUUGUGACAAAGUGAUCCAAGAUGGACCUACUUUUUCUAUGGACCACUAAUACUAAAGAGAGUCCGAUUGACCAAACUGUGUGGGUAGGCCUACUUGGUCUCUGUACUGUAAUUAUGACUCAUUGAACAUAUAACUGGUUUCCUUUGGUGUGUAAGACUAAAUCACUCUGCAACAAAAAAAGUAUAUACUGUUCUGCCAUUGUUUUUAAACAGCUACUGCUGCUAUAUGAUUGUAUAAUUGCUGAAGGACAGGUCUAUAGCACACAUGAGUCAGCAUGACUGAUUGGGUUCAUAUCAGUUACAUUUGCGGAUGAGAUACUUGCUAGUUAUGACAUUUUCUACCCCAAAGUCAUUCUUCAUCAUAAUGCAUAAUGCUGCUCAUUUUUCAACAGUCUGAAGUGCCACAUUAAGUGUUCCUGCACUGGAGGGGAGUGAUCCUCCCACCUGGGGCCACUACCUGCAUGCUGUCCCGCUUUCUUCUGAUUCCCUAGUAGAGACAUUGUCACCCUAGUCUGGCAGCCUGGCUGCUCACCUACAUGUAUAUCAAUGAAGACCCCAUUUGGGAAGACGCCAGGCCAGCGCCCCAGAGCUGAUGGGGGUGAGACGCACUCCUCCCGCUUUGUGUACAUGAAGGCAACCGGAACGUUACGUAUAACAUAUAGCCUACUACACCAUAUGGCUGUAAUUUUAAAGAUAUAAGUAUGUAAUACAGUAAUAAAUGCUGAUUGGAGAGAUUUCAUGCACAUGUUUGUUUGUCAUUUUAGGGAAUACUGGGGUAUCUGCAAAUAUGAUGAAGAAAAAAAAAUCCCACAAGUAAGUUCUCUCAUUGUGUAGACACAGCAUAAGACCAAAAGCAGGUUGGCUUACAAACAGAUACUACAUUGAUUUGACAUUCAUUUACAUAUUGCUGUCUCUGCCUCUCAAAUUGGGAUCUCUAUAGGAAGCAGAAGAAUAAUGUUGGUCCAAGCAAGCCUAUUGCCCAACCCAGACGAAACAUAGUGGGCUGCAGGAUAACGCACCAGUGGAAGGAAGACUCCAAGGUUUCCCAGUGGAAAGGAACAGUUCUUGACCAAGUCCCUGUAAACCCCUCUCUCUACCUAAUCAAGUAUGAUGGAUUUGACUGUAUCUAUGGACUUGAGCUUCACAAAGAUGAGCGGGUGCAAGGCCUGGAGGUUUUACCAGACCGAGUUGGUAGGUGUUGUGAAGACAUGACAAAAGUCGGCCUUGCUCUGCCAUAAAAAGCAUAUUACACUUAUGUCUGUUUGGUAUGAGUAUGUUAUAACCAAUGUACUCAUGCGGUUGAUGUGUGUUUGAUCAUGCAUACCUUAUAUCACAGAUUAGUAAAUGUAUCUUUAAAUAGCCAUAAUUACUAUCCAUUUGAAAGUGCUCUCUGUAUUGCAGCUCCAGCUCGUGUCAGCGAUUCCCAGCUAGCAGAAACCAUGAUAGGCAAAGCAGUGGAGCACAUGUUUGAGCAAGAUGAAGGACCAAAGGAGGAGUGGAGGGGCAUGGUGCUAGCACGGGCUCCCAUUAUGAACACAUGGUUCUACAUCACUUACGAAAAGGACCCUGUUUUGUACAUGUACCAGCUCUUGGAUGACUACAAAGAGGGGGAUCUCCGGAUAAUGCCUGAUUCAAGUGAGAGUCCAUCAGAAAUGAUCAUUAGUGUUCAAACUGUAGACAUUGAGUAUGUUUACAUGCACAGUAAUAGUUUGAUAUUAAACGGAUUAUGGCAGUAGACAGAUUAUGCAGUAGACAUGUAAAUACCUUACUCAGCAUAAGGUCAAAAUGGAAGUCGGCAUACGCCGAUUAAAACACCUGGUUUUCUGAGCCAUCUUUUGAAUUAUUAGGACAUGUAAACAGCUUAAUCGGCGUUCCAGCAGUGUAUUUGAUCUGCACAUGUGCUAGCACCGGGUAGCGCGAGUGAAGUGAGUUCAGAAAAACUGAAAGUAUGCAUCUUAUAAAUAGUUUCUCCAUACAAACGUUAUAUGUCCAAACUCAGAAUCAAAUAGGCUUCGCAAAAAUAACAUGGUCACUGUGGUAGAAUGUCUAUUUUGUUAGGCAAUUUUCUGCACUUAAAGAAAGUCCCAUCAUUAGCCUGAUUUCAGAUGUGUCCAUGUAAACAGGAUUAUUAGGGAAAUCCUUCUUCUCGCAAUAUUGUGCGCAUGUAACCGUGCUCAUUGUUUAAUGUCUCUAUCUCUCUCUUUUUUUAAAAACAUGUCAUUCUAAGUUGUAUUACUGUAGAUACAAUCAUACUACGUAGAAGUAGUCAACCAAUUAUCUCACUAAAGCUUUCUUUGCUUCUGCAGAUGACUCGCCCCCAGCGGAGAGAGAGCCUGGGGAAGUGGUGGAUAGCCUUGUUGGUAAACAAGUGGAAUAUGCCAAAGAGGAUGGCGGCAAAAGGACUGGCAUGGUUAUCCAUCAGGUUGAAGCCAAACCCUCUGUGUAUUUCAUCAAAUUUGAUGACGACUUUCACAUCUACGUCUACGAUUUAGUAAAAACGUCUUAGGGCAUAGGCAUUGAGAAAAUCAUUGAGUCACAGACCUUGGCAAAUGUUCUGACGCUUUCUUUGAAACAACAUACAUUUCCAUUCAAAAUGGACAAUUCCUUCACAGGCUGCGAAUGUGGAACUUGUCAUUUCCUGUGUCACUGUUUCCAAUGCGAAAGCUUUUAGUGUACUUUGUUUCAAGUCCACUUUGUUUCUAAAAGAAGGGAGACCUCUGCAGAAUUCGGCAUGUCUGAACAUUUACACUCUGUUCAAUUGGGCCAGACGCCAUGUGCGACAUGGUUUAUGAUUGUAAAAUGCAGGAAGAAAAAAAACAUUGCAUAUGGGUCAGAUCUUUUUAACUGUUUGGGUUAGAAACAAGCAGUUUUCGCUGUAUUAAUGGUGCAAGCAUGACACUAACUAAUCUUCACUCUGGAAACAAUGGUACAGUGAUGCUUUAUCAUUACAGCAAUUAUAAAAAAUAUAUAUAUAUAUAUUGGAUU
This is a messenger RNA of Coregonus sp. 'balchen', 3770 nucleotides long. NCBI's taxonomy places the organism in Eukaryota, Metazoa, Chordata, Actinopteri, Salmoniformes, Salmonidae. The record is from the annotation of a GenBank genome assembly.